CAAUUUCACCGUCACUGACACAUCUCGAAUUCUCUCUCUCUCUCUCUCUCUCUUUUUUCUUUCUUUUUCCGAUAUUUUCCCUAUAUCGGAAAAAAAAAACCUCACCCUCCAAAACCUUUGGUUGACCGGAGGAACCUCCAAUUCUUCACAGCACAGCCAUGGGAGUACCGACGUUUUACAGGUGGCUUGCGGAUCGGUACCCGCAAUCAAUCGUCGACGUAAUCGAGGAAGAACCGAGAGAAGACGCAGAUGGAAAUCAAAUACCAGUUGAUGUCUCUAAACCUAACCCUAACGGCCUCGAAUUCGAUAAUCUUUAUCUCGAUAUGAAUGGAAUCAUUCACCCUUGUUUUCACCCCGAGGGCAAGCCUGCACCUGCCACUUAUGACGAUGUAUUUAAAUCAAUCUUUGACUAUAUUGACCAUCUCUUCUCAUUGGUUCGUCCUAGAAAGCUACUCUAUAUGGCAAUUGAUGGUGUUGCCCCUAGAGCUAAGAUGAAUCAGCAACGAACUCGACGUUUUAGAGCGGCAAAAGAUGCUGCUGAGGCAGCAGCUGAAGAGGAGAGAUUGAGGAAAGAGUUUGAGGCUGAGGGCAAUGCUUUGUCCCCCAAGGAAAAACCUGAAACAUGUGACUCAAACGUUAUUACUCCUGGCACUUCAUUUAUGGCUGUGUUGUCUGUAGCUCUUCAGUAUUAUAUACAAUCUAGGUUGAAUCACAAUCCUGGCUGGCGGAAUACAAAGGUUAUUCUUUCUGAUGCAAAUGUUCCUGGUGAGGGAGAAUACAAGAUUAUGUCAUACAUUCGUUUACAACGUAACCUUCCUGGCUUCAAUCCAAACACGCGACACUGUCUGUAUGGUCUGGAUGCAGAUUUGAUCAUGUUGUCCUUAGCUACACAUGAGGUUCACUUUUCAAUUUUAAGAGAGGUGAUUGCUCUUCCUGGACAACAGGACAAGUGCUUUCUCUGUGGUCAAGUAGGUCAUUUGGCAGCAGAGUGUCGUGGUAAGCCAGAUGAUGAAACCGGAGAAUGGAAUGCUGUGGAUGAUACACCUAUACACAAGAAGAAAUAUCAGUUUCUUAACAUAUGGAUGUUGCGAGAAUAUUUGGAAUAUGAUUUAGAGAUCCCCAACCCUCCAUUUGAGAUAAACUUUGAAAGAAUAGUGGAUGAUUUUGUUUUCAUAUGUUUCUUUGUUGGCAAUGAUUUCCUUCCCCAUAUGCCAACAUUAGAAAUCAGGGAGGGUGCUAUAAAUCUUUUGAUGCAAGUGUAUAAAAGGGAAUUUGCAGCCAUGGGUGGUUAUCUUACUGAUGCUGGUGAGGUUUUGUUAGAUAGAGUGGAGUAUUUUAUUCAAUCUGUUUCUGUUCAUGAAGACCAAAUCUUUCAGAAGAGGGCUCGUAUACAGCAGGCAAUUGAGAAUAAUGAACAGAUAAAGCUUAAAGCAAGAGGAGAGUCCUCUAAGGAUGCACAGGCAACUGUUGUAGAUAAGAUUAAAUUAGGGGAACCAGGAUACAAAGAAAGAUAUUAUGUUGAGAAAUUUGACAUAUCAAAUCCCGGGGAGAUUGAAGAAGUUAAAAAGGACAUUGUUUUGAAGUAUGUUGAAGGGCUAUGCUGGGUAUGCCGCUAUUACUACGAAGGUGUUUGCUCCUGGCAAUGGUUUUAUCCAUAUCAUUAUGCUCCAUUUGCUUCAGAUCUUUCAGAUCUAGCUGAUUUGGAAAUAACAUUUUUCAUGGGAGAGCCAUUUAAACCCUUUGACCAGCUCAUGGGAACACUGCCAGCUGCCAGUUAUAAAGCUUUGCCUGAAGAAUAUGGGAAACUGAUGACUGAUCCAUCAUCACCUAUCUAUAAUUUCUAUCCCACUGAUUUUGAGAUUGACAUGCAUGGAAAACGCUUUGCAUGGCAGGGUGUUGUCAAAUUGCCAUUCAUUGAUGAGAAGAAGUUGCUUUCUGCAACAAGAAAGCUUGAAGCUACUUUAACGGCUGAAGAGCAGAUUCGGAACAGUGUGAUGCUUGAUCUGCUAUAUGUCCAUCCCCUUCAUCCUUUGGCUUCUCAAGUGAUUUCGUAUUAUCAAAUGUACCAUCAUGUUCGCCCCCAUGAAAGAUUCUUAUGGCCAAUCGACACAAAUGCUAGUGGUGGAAUGAAUGGAUUUCUUUGGUUAUCUGAAAGGAAUGGUUGGCAACAUGUAGUCUCUUCCCCUGUCAAGGGUUUGCCGCAUAUAGAAUUUAACCAAGUGUUGAAUAUUACAUAUCUUAAUCCUUCACACCAUAGACACAUUCCAAGACUUCCACAGGGUGUUUUGGUACCCAAAAAGGUUCUAACACCAUUGGACAUCAAACCUUUUCCUGUAUUAUGGCAUGAAGACAGUGGUGGCCGGCGCCAGCAAGGCAGAGAUCGGGAACUGGUACCUGGUGCAAUCAUUGGGCCUCAGCUAGGAGAGGCAGCACAUCGUCUUGUCAGGAAUACUCUUAAUAUUAAAUCAAAGGGGCCAUCCUCUUGGUCGUUCGAGCAACCAUCUUUUAAUAUGUCAAGCAACUACACCAGCAUUAGACCAAGACCUGCUGGACCAGCAGGUUAUGAAAGGGGCUUUCUUGAUGACCCAAACCAUUAUUAUAGCAGGCAGCCACGUGUGACUGGACCAUUAAGUUAUGGAAGGGGAUACGGUAAUGGCGCAAAUUACUAUGGUCAACACAACCAUCCUCAAGGUAUAUCGGGUAACCCAAGACAUCCAUCAUCCAAUGGUAUGCAAGUCAAAAACAACUACAGGGCACAGGAUAGAUUACAGAAUCAGGACCGUUAUUAUGAUUUGAGGACUGGAAUGUCUGCUUUGUCUUUUGAGGGAAGUGCCAGAGGUAGAGCACAUGCAGAGAUGUCUUCGAAAAUGCCAAAUUCUAGGUGCCUGCAAAAUCUAGAUCUCCUGUCUGAGCAGAACACGGGUGCUGCUCCCCUACCACCCAACACAUGGAUGGGUAAACCAGUUAAUGUAAACCCUGGAAGUCGCUUAAAACAAGAAAACGCAUCAAGUGGAGCUUACGAGAAGCAGAUGAAGAAAGGUUUAUCAGAUUAAGAUUCGUCCAUCUCCUGUAAAUCAGCAGUGAUCAUGAUAUCGGAUGGGGUUGUUGCCUAUUUCUUUGACACAGGCGUGUACAUUCACUAAUUGUCAACUUUUUAACUUAUAGUUCAUGCAAACCGUUGCGUAGUUUAAACCAUAGGUUCCCAUCACACCACCAAAACUAGGACUGUUAUGUUGAUAGUGUCAUUUAUAUGUUCAAGUUGUACAAAUAGGCAUCAUCAUAUUGUAGAUCUCAGUUUACAGUAUAGCAUUGGCAAGAGCCGGAACUGGCAAAGCCGCCUGUUGUGUUUUGUAACUGAACGGAGAAAAUGUGAUUGGUAUGUUUCUCAUUUCAA
Messenger RNA from Gossypium raimondii (Peruvian cotton), 3394 nucleotides. Its product is annotated as 5'-3' exoribonuclease 4. The coding region runs from base 159 to 3053 and encodes 964 amino acids. Gene Ontology annotation, biological process: nuclear-transcribed mRNA catabolic process. Gene Ontology annotation, cellular component: nucleus. The transcript is spliced from 22 exons. Gene Ontology annotation, molecular function: 5'-3' RNA exonuclease activity; RNA binding; zinc ion binding. Lineage: Eukaryota; Viridiplantae; Streptophyta; Magnoliopsida; Malvales; Malvaceae. The record is from RefSeq and is a predicted model, not a curated record.